This is a messenger RNA of Aethina tumida (small hive beetle), 2494 nucleotides long. Its product is annotated as gamma-tubulin complex component 4-like. The transcript has 9 exons. The coding region runs from base 372 to 2360 and encodes 662 amino acids. Gene Ontology annotation, molecular function: gamma-tubulin binding; microtubule minus-end binding. Gene Ontology annotation, cellular component: equatorial microtubule organizing center; spindle pole; centrosome. Lineage: Eukaryota; Metazoa; Arthropoda; Insecta; Coleoptera; Nitidulidae. The record is from RefSeq and is a predicted model, not a curated record. Gene Ontology annotation, biological process: meiotic cell cycle; microtubule nucleation; mitotic cell cycle.
UCAUUGACAAUAUGUAUUGGUAUCACCUUUUAAAAGACCGGUUACAUAUUCUAACCUCAUUUUUUUGAAAUAAUUGCUUGUUGUUUUAGUUAUAGAUGAAGUAAAGAAUUAUAUUGGUGCAUCAUGUACGCCUACGUACUCCUUUGUGGUAUUUCACUUAAAUAAUACAGAAAAAAUCAUCAGUUAAGUACCGUUUUUAUGCGUCCAUUGGUAGUGUGUGUUGUUAUUGUUAUUAUGCAUAACAUAAUACUGAAGAACUCUUAUGUGACGUUCUCUGUUAUUUAGUAUUAAAAAAUCAGUACUAGUCAAUUCCAUUUUCUCAACCAUUGUGUGAUCAGUGUUGAACGAAAACUGUGUCCAUUCCCCUAAAAAUGAUUCGUGAGUUACUAUUUAGUAUAUGGCAUCAGCCUGGGAAAGCUCUGGACUUAUUCGAAUGGGCAAAGCGUCUAGACCUUCAGGGAUUUGCUUACCCUGGUGAAGAACAACUUUUACUGAACACAAUAGAGUUUGCCAUAGACUACCAUAAAAUAGAAGAAUUUAAUAAUCAGGUUUUGUGGUGUAACACUAAGUUAGGUUCAGAUGACUGUACUGUUCAUCUUACCUUAGGAGACUAUUUACAAGCAUUCUGUUUAGGGGCUCAUAAAUGUUUGGAUGAAUAUAGACAGACAGUUUUGGAGUUAGAAGAGACAUUUAUAGAAAAUCCAUGUCUUCCAUUAACUUAUGUUACCUGUGAAUUAUUAAAAUUCAAAGAUACAUUCACAAUGCUAAAAAGUAUAAUUCAGUUGAUACAAGAUGAGAAUAUUCAUGGAUGUUUACUUUUGAAUGUUUUAUUUAAAUAUGUAAAAUAUGGCAGUGAACAUCAAGUUAAAAAUGCUAGUGAAAUCAUUCGUUCAAUUAAUAGAAUUUUCUACCGUCAUCUUUGUAAUUGGAUUAUAUUUGGUCGAAUAUCUGACCCCUGUGGCGAAUUCUUUAUUUGUGAUGGUGUAUCAGCCGACGAAAAUUUUCAGUAUUCAAAGGAUAUUGCCGUAUUUGAUCAUGGAAAAGGAUCAGAGAGUUCUCUGAGUGAUAUUUUAAGUUCCGUGAGAAAAAUUCGGCAUCCGCCAAUGGUACGAAAAUUUUUUAUAAACUGGGAGAUGUUGCCAAUAUUCAUUGACAAAGAGACAGCAGAAUGUAUUUUAUUCAUGGGUCGAAUAGUUUGGAUAAUGAAAAAUGAACCAAAGAGCGAUACCGAUAAUUAUCACAAAGAUAGUUCUCCCAGAGACAUUUGGGAAGGAACUAGUAUGGAUUAUUAUAAAAAAUUACAGGCACUUGAAACAGAGAUAUUUAAUAAAACCUCUUUUGAUAACACUAUUGAAGAAUGUCGUAUUAAAAUAACCAAGUAUCUCUGGACGGUUUUGUUGAAUGAGGGUAAUCUUGUGGAACAUUUACAUCAAAUUAGAGAAUAUGUUGCAUUGGGAAGAGCAGAAUUGUACCAACAGUUCAUUACAGUUAUAAAUGAAAAGAACAAGGCCAACAGGACAACUAGCUCUAAAGCACCAGUGUUGCACAACAUAAACACAAUAUUUUCGGAAUGUGCUCGAAAAAUUUACGGUGAUAAUAAUGAGUCGCAUUCUAAGUUCAUACUUGCAGUAGCCAAAUCUGAUAAUCAAAAAUCUGAUCCAUGGUCACAAUUGAACAUUUACUUUGAAGUUAAUUGGCCCCUGCAUAUUGUAUUUCAUCCAAAAGUUAUGGAGUUGUACAAUAAACUAUUUAGCUUGCUGUUAAGAUUAAAAAAAUCCGAAAUUGAUUUAACCAAUUUAUGGCAUAUACAUUUAUGUUAUAAAAAACCUAUUGAUUCAAGAGUUCUAAUGUUAAGACAAAAAUUAAUGUUUUUGAUUACCACCCUUCAAUAUUUUAUACAGGUAGAUGUAAUUGAGGCCGAAUUUUAUGUAUUACUUAAAGCUGUAGAAAAUGCUAAUCACUUUGAGGACAUUGUCAAAUUACAUAAUCAGUUUGUAUGCAGUUUAUUAAAAAAGACCUUUAUCCUAACUUUUGACCAGUCUGAAACGUUUGGCUGUAAGUCCAGGGUAUUUAACCUACCGACAUCUAAUUACACACACAGCAAAGUUUUUAAUUUGAUUACGCGUUUGCUGGAACUAUGCGAUCAUUUUUGUUUUGCGGCGACAUAUUGGGAACCUGAGUUAAUGGAAAUUGAAAUUAAUCAACUUGAAGCUUUCCAAAUGAAAGCUGAUUUUGUGGUGGAAUCUCUGAUGUUUAUAUUAACCAACAUGCACGCAAAAGUCAGUGGUCAAUAUUUAUCACAACUAUUGACACAGCUUGACUUUAAUAAGUAUUUCAGCAAGAAUAGAUUACUUUGUUAAAUAAUAUCUUGAAAAACCUUUGAUUUUAAUCAAAGCUUUAGCCUUGCGAGAAUUUUUGAUAAGGGUAAUUGAAACUGAAUAAAACAACUAAAAUGUAAUAUAAUAAAUUUAAUUAAAUAAAAUAAUAAAAAAUG